GCGUUCCACGAUUACCUUCCCAGGCCCUGUUCCUUCCUCAGAAUUAGCAAGGAAUAGCACCGUGGGCUCUCCAAACCCUGCCUUCUUUCGGCCCUCAGUUCUCCUCUUCCACUUUGCCUCCCUUACAAGUAUUUGCGCCGGGCUUCUGCCAGGAGAUGCUGACACUCCCGCAGGCGGAGUCACGAGCACGAGCGUACGUAAGCGUGCGCCCGCCGACGCGAGGAGACCCCGCCUCCAACACAGCCCCGCCCCCGCUGGCCUUCCUUGCUUCGGUUGGCCUGCAAAUCCUGAGGACCACGGCACCAGCGCGUGUUCUACAGCCAUGGAGGUCCCCGGGAGCCUGUGCAAGAAAGUCAAGCUGAGCAACAACGCGCAAAACUGGGGGAUGCAGAGAGCAACUAACGUCACAUACCAAGCUCAUCACGUCAGCAGGAACAAGAGAGGUCAGGUGGUGGGGACCAGAGGUGGCUUUCGUGGUUGCACGGUUUGGCUAACAGGCUUAUCUGGAGCAGGGAAGACCACAGUGAGCAUGGCUUUGGAGGAGUAUUUGGUUUGCCAUGGUAUUCCAUGCUAUACUUUGGAUGGCGACAACAUUCGUCAGGGUCUCAAUAAAAAUCUUGGCUUUAGUCCUGAAGACAGAGAAGAGAAUGUUCGACGCAUUGCAGAAGUUGCUAAGCUGUUUGCAGAUGCUGGCUUAGUAUGCAUCACAAGUUUCAUAUCGCCUUACACUCAGGAUCGUAACAAUGCAAGACAAAUUCACGAGGGGGCAAGUUUACCUUUCUUUGAAGUAUUUGUUGAUGCUCCUCUGCAUGUUUGUGAACAGAGGGAUGUCAAAGGACUCUAUAAAAAAGCACGGGCUGGAGAAAUUAAAGGUUUCACUGGGAUUGAUUCUGAAUAUGAAAAACCAGAGGCCCCUGAAUUGGUGCUGAAAACAGACUCCUGUGAUGUAAAUGACUGCAUCCAGCAAGUUGUGGAACUUCUACAGGAACGGGAUAUUGUACCUGUAGAUGCCUCUUAUGAAGUAAAAGAACUGUAUGUGCCAGAAAAUAAACUUCAUUUGGCAAAAACAGAUGCAGAAACAUUACCAGCAUUGAAAAUUAAUAAAGUGGAUAUGCAGUGGGUGCAGGUUUUGGCAGAAGGGUGGGCCACCCCACUGAAUGGCUUUAUGAGAGAGAGGGAGUACUUGCAGUGUCUUCACUUUGAUUGUCUUCUGGAUGGGGGUGUGAUUAACUUGUCAGUGCCUAUAGUUCUGUCAGCUACUCAGGAAGAUAAAGAGAGGCUGGACGGCUGCACGGCAUUUGCUCUGAUAUACGAGGGCCGCCGCGUGGCUAUUCUUCGCAACCCUGAGUUUUUUGAGCACAGGAAGGAGGAGCGUUGUGCCCGACAGUGGGGAACGACAUGCAAGAACCACCCCUACAUCAAGAUGGUUAUGGAACAAGGAGAUUGGCUGAUUGGAGGAGAUCUUCAAGUCUUGGACCGAAUUUAUUGGAAUGAUGGUCUUGAUCAGUAUCGUCUUACUCCUGCUGAGCUAAAGCAAAAGUUUAAAGAUAUGAAUGCUGAUGCUGUCUUUGCAUUCCAAUUACGCAACCCAGUGCACAAUGGACAUGCUCUCUUAAUGCAGGAUACCCAUAAACAACUUCUAGAGAGGGGCUACCGGCGCCCUGUCCUUCUCCUUCACCCUCUCGGUGGCUGGACAAAGGACGACGACGUCCCUUUGAUGUGGCGUAUGAAGCAGCAUGCUGCAGUGCUGGAGGAGGGCAUCCUGAACCCCGAAACAACGGUGGUGGCCAUCUUUCCGUCUCCCAUGAUGUAUGCGGGGCCAACUGAGGUCCAGUGGCAUUGCAGAGCACGCAUGGUCGCAGGAGCCAACUUUUACAUUGUUGGACGAGACCCCGCUGGCGUGCCGCACCCAGAAACAGGGAAGGAUCUCUAUGAGCCGACUCAUGGCGCCAAAGUGCUGACCAUGGCCCCUGGCCUGAUCACUUUGGAAAUAGUUCCCUUUCGAGUCGCAGCGUACAACACAAAAAAGAAGCGUAUGGACUACUAUGACUCUGAACACCAUGAAGACUUUGAAUUUAUAUCAGGAACACGAAUGCGCAAACUCGCUCGAGAUGGCCAGAAGCCUCCCGACGGUUUCAUGGCGCCCAAGGCCUGGGCUGUGCUUUUGCAAUACUACAAAUCCCUGGAGAAAGCCUAAGCUGCUUGUCAGUCCCUGCGUCUUUGACACUUCAUGGAGUAACCAAGGGGACCACAUGGCUACUGUUGGCAUUUCUUUACGGUGGUGUCUGUCUGGACACUCUUCCUAAAAACACACCAUUUUCCUUAACUAGCAUCAGUCUUGGUCUGCCUAUGAGUUCUGUUUUGAACUAGUGUAACACACUGCUGGUUUUAAUGUCUCUCUUCUACUGAUUAUAGUUAGUAUUCCUCUAAUACAAUUUUAAAAUCUUGUCUUUUUAUGUUUAUGCUUCUGUCUCAUGAUUUCUCCAAGCUGUUAUAUUAGUUGUAGCCAAUAGUAUACACACCGAAUCUCAUUUUUCAUCCCUUGAAAAAAGGGAAAAAAAAUCCACUAAACAAUAAACUCGGCUAGACCUUGUUCUGGGACUUUUAUAAAACAUGUGUAGCGAUUAGAUUUCUUUUCUACAUUGAAAACAUAAACUGUUUCCUUCCUUUUGAUCCGCUAUUGAUUUAUUAUCUGUUAUAAUUAAAGUAUUCCUGUGAUCUGUGUAAGCCCAGAAUGAGCUUUCUUUAUUCAAUAAA
Molecule: messenger RNA, 2757 nt
Organism: Pteronotus mesoamericanus
Lineage: Eukaryota; Metazoa; Chordata; Mammalia; Chiroptera; Mormoopidae
Gene: PAPSS1
Product: 3'-phosphoadenosine 5'-phosphosulfate synthase 1
Exons: 12
Coding region: 323-2197 (624 amino acids)
Biological process (GO): sulfate assimilation; 3'-phosphoadenosine 5'-phosphosulfate biosynthetic process
Molecular function (GO): sulfate adenylyltransferase (ATP) activity; ATP binding; adenylylsulfate kinase activity
Source: RefSeq, a predicted model, not a curated record